Messenger RNA from Daldinia loculata, 1715 nucleotides. Its product is annotated as auxin efflux carrier. Lineage: Eukaryota; Fungi; Ascomycota; Sordariomycetes; Xylariales; Hypoxylaceae. Gene Ontology annotation, cellular component: endoplasmic reticulum; membrane. Gene Ontology annotation, biological process: transmembrane transport. The coding region runs from base 164 to 1630 and encodes 488 amino acids. The transcript has 3 exons. The record is from RefSeq and is a predicted model, not a curated record.
AAUAGAAAACACUCACGACUCCCAUCCUUCCAUUGACCACUUGAUCUUACUGGUCUUUGAGGCUGUGCUGGAGGUCGUCUGUGUCAGCUUGCCCGGAUAUAUUAUCGCAAGAUUGGGACAUUUCGACGCCGACAAGCAGAAGUUUCUAGCGAAUCUCAACGUCAUGCUAUUUACGCCAUGCCUAAUUUUCACCAAACUAGCAUCACAGCUCAACGCCGACAAACUUAUCGACCUUGCAGUUAUACCUUUCAUCUUUAUCAUCCAAACCAGCAUAUCUUACUUAGUAUCCAUAUGCGUCUCGAAAGCAUUCCGGUUUUCGAAGCGCCCGGCCAAUUUUGUUACGGCUAUGGGUGUAUUUGGAAAUUCAAACUCGCUACCAAUUUCCCUCGUCAUUUCGCUCUCGCAAACUCUAAAGGGGCUCCAUUGGGACAGGAUACCAGGCGACAACGAUGAUGAAGUAGCCGCACGCGGUAUUUUAUAUCUCUUGAUAUUUCAGCAGCUUGGGCAAUUGGUCAGAUGGAGCUGGGGAUAUCACAUUUUGCUAGCGCCCAAGAACAAGUACGAAGAAUACCAGGAUGAGACGGUAGAAGAGGGCAGAUAUAGAGACGAAGUGCCUCGAGACGAAGUUUUGAUUCCAGGUCUUGACGGAAAUGUUACCGAGAAUGAUGACCGCAACGACUCAGACAACUCAGACGACGGGGACGUAUACGAACCGGCCGGUCGAACUCCAGUAGCUGGGACAUCGGUAGCAUCGCCCACCGAUUCCGAUGACGAAACUGCCGCGCCAAGAAAACGGACAGCAAAGGGGUAUAGCAGUGGUACUAAUUCCCCCAACGGUCACUCCGUAACAACCGGGCCCGGCGACAUGACAUUGUUUCCUCGUAUGCGAGACUUGAGUGACACGGACAUUCCAAGUGGAGUUAAGGGAUGCUAUGUGCGCGCGCGUCUCGGAAUCAAGAAGGCUGCUACGUCUACUAAGCAACGCAUCGUUCAGCUUUCUACACGCGCAUACAAAGGUCUACCCAAUCCGAUCCAGGAUGGUCUGGCUAGGGUAUGGGGAUGGUGGCUCCGAGUUUACAACUUCUUGUGGGAAUUCAUGAACCCACCACUGUGGGCUAUGCUUAUUGCCAUCAUCGUGGCUUCGGUGCCUGAUCUGCAGCGACUAUUCUUUCAAGAAGGGACAUUCAUCAACAACAGCGUAACCAGAGCAGUAUCUCAGAGUGGCGGUGUCGCCGUACCUCUUAUUCUGGUGGUGCUAGGUGCCAACCUAGCUCGAAACACGCAAGCCCAGAAGAUUAGCGACCCCGAAGAACAACAGAUUGGAAAACGCCUCCUUGUAGCCUCGCUCAUUAGCCGCAUGUUACUCCCUACCCUCAUCAUGGCACCUAUUCUAGCGCUCUUCGCCAAAUACGUCCCCGUUAGCAUACUGGAUGACCCAAUAUUCAUUAUCGUCUGCUUUCUGCUCACGGGUGCGCCGAGUGCUUUACAGCUGGCACAGAUCUGUCAGAUCAACGAGGUAUACGAAGGAGUCAUGUCAAAGAUCCUGUUCCAGAGCUACGUUAUCUGGAUUCUCCCUUCAACAUUAGUGCUUGUCAUGAUGGCGCUAGAGACGGUAGAAUGGGCAAGAUGAUAAAAGUAGUCAUUCGGCAUCCAACCACUUGUACACUUGUAUUAUAUAAUGUGCGAUAUGCGGGAAAGGGGGAAGCAAGAAAAAA